AUGUCUAGUAUCGCCUUCUCCUUGGCCUCCCACAUCGACCUUAAUGACCUAGAUGCUCUGGCAGCAACCUGCCGAAGCGUCCAUAUGAGCCUGACGCAGUACGCUCCUCAGCUCAAAGCUCAUUCCCUGCGAUGCAUCCUCGACGGGAUGCCCACGCUGACUGAAAUACUUGCAACGGCAAAGACUGCAGAUCUAUACACGGAUGCGUCGUUCCAUUAUGAUCAAGUAACAGGUGCAUCUGCAGCGUGGCAGCCGAAUAUCCCAGUUGAGGACGCCGUGAGGCCAUGGGUACGCUCGACACUUCCGGGAUUUUGGUCAUCAAUGGGUGUGACCAGCAAGAUCAGCUCCUGCGCUCGAGACCUUGUCGCUCCAUGUCGCAGCUGCGGGUCAGUGGUCUGUCGCAACUGUGCAGCCAAGCCUCCCAGUAAUGCCAGAUUGAAAGAUCGCUAUCGACGAUUGUGCAGCACCUGCCUGGACGCCCCAAUAGAAGCGCAUUUAUACGCUCCGGCUGUGCCCCACAACUGGACUGAUGGCGUCCUGGUGUCUAGUGCCAGUUCAGUGAAGUCGGACCACUCGGUCUCGAGCCAAUCUACGUCGAGUUCGGGAUCUGGUCUGGAGGAUCGCGAGGUCGGACAACAGGAUCUUCAUUCUUUCACCUCGACGGCUUUUUUGCGCGGCCCUUGCACGUGCGACACUCGCGGUGUUUUCUUAUGUGCCCCAUGUGGACAGCACCUUGGAGUUUCCGACACCACCUAUAAGCGCGUGUGGACGUGGCGAUCUCGAUACUCUACCCAUAUCGGCGGAGGAUUGGGCACGGGUUUGGGAGCUGGCAACCAGGGCCAGAAAUGUGGGCGUGGCCACGAUUGUCUCGCGACUGGCGGCAAUGCCGAAUGCUGGGUUGAGAUUGACUGUUACGGACGAAAGCCUCUUGAUUACCAUCGGGAGCACGAUGGAGGUGAACCGAGCAGCAUCGGCACCCCGGAUCACAGCAGCAACAAGCCUGGGUAUUUUCAGCAAGAAAUAGAAGGCAUCGGCGGAGUGGUCAAGAAAAAAAUGAAGAAGCGGGUCAAGGUUGGUGCCACGGUUUGGGAAUAUGAAGACGAGAAGGCAAGUGGCAAGUAUUUGGAAAGGGAGGCCAAAGGCGCGGUUCGUAGCUGGUGUGGUUGGUGUGGGCGGGUGUGCCUGGGGCCGAAGGAUGCGGAGGAAGCAUGUCUGAAGCUGGAUGCGAUAGUCAUGUGA
Molecule: messenger RNA, 1239 nt
Organism: Capronia epimyces CBS 606.96
Lineage: Eukaryota; Fungi; Ascomycota; Eurotiomycetes; Chaetothyriales; Herpotrichiellaceae
Exons: 1
Coding region: 1-1239 (412 amino acids)
Source: RefSeq, a predicted model, not a curated record